AUGUUCCAGUAUAUUGUUUCGUUGCUCUGCAUUGUCUCAAUUCUUGCGGCGCCGGAUUACUCCUACCAUCCUGAUUAUGAAAGACAAAAAAUUGUCAUUCACAGAGUCGAAUGUACUGAUUCAACAUUCCGCUAUAAACCCUAUUACGAGACCAUCUUCACGGCCAGGAUGAAGACGUUCGGACUCUGGCCGACAUACUAUAACUGUGUGUAAGUUAAAAAUACUAUAUACAGGGUGGGCCAAAAAAAAUGGACAAAAUUAAAAGUUGGUGUAUCCCGGCACGAAUACCGUUAUCAAUGGAAAGAAAAAUAGUUUUUUAAUUGUCAACUAUCCUGCUUUAUCACAACUAUUUAAAUUUUUAUAUACUUUUUCUGAAUCGCUGAUACGAGCCAAAAUUUUAGGCCAGCCCAUAUUCUGACCACGUUUUCCAAAAAUUUUGUGGGUCCAAAGAUCUUUACCGACCUAAAUUUCUAUAACUAGCCGAAACCUGGGGGUUGACUGUUUAUGGACAUACCAAGGGGAACCCAGAGAAGCAAAAAAGUUGAUAAUGUUCGAUUAAUAGCACUCCCCCAGUUCGCAACGUGAUCCACAAGAGGUCCAUCUAGAUAAUUCUAAAUUUUUGAGAUCAUUGACAUUGAAGACUCGCAGGUGAGCCUGUUUCAUGCUAUUAAUAGCAAAAAGUGGUCUCUAUAAGACACCUGACAUUGCUUUACAUGAGCCAGCAGUUGAUUUGGUAAUAGCUUGCACUAGCCGUGCGCAACACUUAAAAAAGUUUAGCCGCCAAUACCCAGAGACGCUGAUAUUUUUGGCCAGAAAAUUUUUUCUUUUUUGUUGGCGUUCUUGAACGGUCCGCAUAACUAUAACGGGAUACUUAUAUAUCAGGGUUAUACGACCCCUUUCUUCCAUUUUAAGUCAGUUUCGUAAAAUGAGGAAGCAGCUAACCUUCAGAAUCCAAGUUUUAUUGCGAUGACCCAUCAAAAAGUCAAAAAAAUCGAUUUUUGCUUGCCAUCUUGCUCAUUGAGUUGUACUAUUGUCAAAAAUGCGUUUAGUAUAUUCAUCAUAGAGUAGUAAACACUGUAUGAGGGUAACCAGUGUCAAAAGGUUCACCACGUUUGGUAGAGCAUUGUUUUUCCGAAAGCGCCCAAAUGAAGGUCGAUUUUCCCUGGCCGAGUGUCUAACUUCUGGUCACUGGUUCUUCAUUUUCCGAAAAGCUUGGGUUAAGUCCUUUUAAAGCCUAAGGGGACAAGUCUCCUAGAUCUGCUUAGACCGCUUGGUAUGUCUUUACGGCCGCUCUAAAAAGUUUAGGAGCAAGAACUUUUAAAAUUUUGCUGCGGGAAUUGGCGCGCUGACCUGGUGACUUUCCUGCAACCGUAUGUUGGAAACUUUUGCAGAUAGAACAAAACUUCUACAGUAAAUAUGUUCCCUUAACACAGUAUUUUCAUGCCAUAUAUACCUUUUUUCACAAACUGUUUCAUGGCAGGAAAAAUCGAAGAAAAAUAAAUGUCCAUUUUUUUUGGCCCACCCUGUAGAUAAAAUUUUUCUUUUUGUCUUUGACUCUGUGGAAAUUACAGUUUUUUUAACAGGGGAAGUACUCCAAGUGCGACGCUCAGAUUUUGAUGAAACUUGGCACAAAUUUAGAAUAACUUUUUCCAUGAUAUAUGCGAGAAUCCUAGCUCGCGCUUUGCAGAAACAACCAAGAUUUUUAGAUCGAAAGUCGGCCAAAAUUUAGGACUUUUUGCCGAAUUUCGGCACGAAAAGUUUCAUGCCUAUUUCAACUGUAAAGGAUAACGUUUUUACAAAAAAUCUAAUUUUUCCGGACGAAACUGCCAAAGUUAUGGCCAAAAAACGUUUUUUCUCUCUGACCGCUCUCCACGUUUAGCGUGCUCUCUAGGCGGCAAAAAUCGUUCGAUAUCUCGGCGGCGCCCGCAAAGCGCGAGCUAAAACUUUCAGGAAUUGAUAUUUAGUCCAUACCCGACGUGUGGGCAAAAUUUAAAGACAAUCUGAGCGUAGCACUUGGAGUACUUCCCCUGUAAGUUCAGAACAAACCAAGGCUACAACACAACCGCCAUGUAUUCGACCAAGGACAAUUUCCCAUUUGAUGUUCAGUUGGUUUGCUUCGUGAAGAAGUCGGACUUUGGGACGUUUAGUAAUUCUUUGGAACUUCUGGUUGAGCACCAUUGCACGAGACCGAAUACAACCAAGCUUUCCAUCUUUGAGAUUCCAUUUGCUCAUGACUUUGAGUUCGGGAAGUCUCAGGUGAUCCCACGACUUCUGCUUCCUUGA
Molecule: messenger RNA, 2283 nt
Organism: Bursaphelenchus xylophilus (pine wood nematode)
Lineage: Eukaryota; Metazoa; Nematoda; Chromadorea; Rhabditida; Aphelenchoididae
Source: the annotation of a GenBank genome assembly